Exophiala dermatitidis NIH/UT8656 is the source of this 840-nucleotide messenger RNA. RefSeq lists its product as uncharacterized. The transcript is spliced from 2 exons. Lineage: Eukaryota; Fungi; Ascomycota; Eurotiomycetes; Chaetothyriales; Herpotrichiellaceae. Bases 4 to 840 code for a protein of 278 amino acids. Gene Ontology annotation, cellular component: cis-Golgi network; trans-Golgi network; TRAPP complex. The record is from RefSeq and is a predicted model, not a curated record. Gene Ontology annotation, biological process: endoplasmic reticulum to Golgi vesicle-mediated transport; regulation of GTPase activity.
UCCAUGGCCACAACAGCAGGCGCUCCCGCCGCCCCCGCCGCAGAUUCAGUCCUCUAUCUCGACCCGACAUCGUCAAGUCUCGUCAACAUAUCAUGUUUCGACCUACUGCUCAUCGAACUCGUCCCGCUGGCCGAGCGGAUGGCCCGAUCGUUUGAAGCGUCGCUUGACAAGCGUCCUGCUCCUCCACAUCCUUCAUCAUCUUCUUCUCUCUCGAACGCACAGCCCACUUCUACAUCAAGCGACACCGCAACCACACCCGCACCCACACCGGCCGACGAAACACCCACAGCAGGAGGAGGAUCAGGAGGACGGGAAACCAAAAGCGCUACCGGUGGGAGCGCAACCCCAAGUGCAAACGGAAUCUCUGGAAGCGGACAAGGUGGCAAUGGCAGCCUCCUUCCACUGGCAGCAGACGGUCUCCCAGAAACAGAUAUCUUCAAGGACGGUGUAUACGUACGUCUCGAAAGGUUAGGAUUCCGUGUUGGCCAGGGACUGAGCGAACGGUUCUCGCGUGACAGACCUCGGUUUACGGAUCAGUUGGACGUGAUCAAGUUCCUCUGCAAGGAUCUGUGGACCGUCGUAUUCAAGAAGCAGAUUGACAAUUUGAAAACGAAUCAUCGGGGCGUCUUUGUCCUUACCGAUACCAGGUUUCGACCAUUUGCGCGCAUGAGCAUGGCAAAUCCGGCCGAGGCGAUCGUGCGGGCACAACCACAUCUCUUCUUCCCCUGCGGCAUCAUUCGAGGCGUCUUGUCCAGCUUGGGCAUCAAGGCUACCGUUCAGGCCGAGACCACUGAACUCCCAUCCGCGACGUUUCAGAUCAAAACAAUUCCGGCAAAGUGA